Messenger RNA from Triplophysa rosa, 4361 nucleotides. RefSeq names its product SKI-like proto-oncogene b (gene skilb). The transcript is spliced from 7 exons. The coding region runs from base 949 to 2901 and encodes 650 amino acids. The record is from RefSeq and is a predicted model, not a curated record. Lineage: Eukaryota; Metazoa; Chordata; Actinopteri; Cypriniformes; Nemacheilidae. Gene Ontology annotation, biological process: negative regulation of BMP signaling pathway. Gene Ontology annotation, molecular function: DNA-binding transcription factor activity, RNA polymerase II-specific; SMAD binding; RNA polymerase II cis-regulatory region sequence-specific DNA binding. Gene Ontology annotation, cellular component: nucleus.
CACAAACAGUAAAUACACGCUCAAAUAUAUUAUGGUGAACUGUGGUAGUUUAUUUAUACAGAGAGCUGUAUGGCAUUAUUUUCAUUAUGUUGUUCCCCGUGUUGUUCCUAAUCGAAAGUUAAGUUAAAACCAAAGUAUAAUAUCUAAACAAACAUUCAAAGCGUUUGAUAAAGUUUAGAUACUGUACUGGAUAAUUACGAGAUAUAUUAUGACACAAUUGUCUCAACUACUGCAAAGUAUGAUUUACAUAAACAAAGACCAAAAACACGUGUUGUUUUUCCCUAGUUUGACUGUUAAAUUUGGAGAAUAUCUGUUUUAAAUAUACAAUAAUUUGCCAAACAUACUGUAUAUAUAAAUGUUCGCACGUAGAUUCACGCAUUUCACCAGAUUUGCAUCUCAGAGCGCUAGACAGAUUUCCUAAUCCUGCUAUGGCUGUGGUUGCUGGGCGGUAUUUACAAGGUGAUCUACGAUAGGAUAGACAAAACGUCGCUCAGAAGGCCAUACCAAUCAAAGCAAAGGAUUGUCUACUCAAGGGCAGGACUCAUCGGAAUUCGGGUACCGCCCCCAUAUGGCAGACAGACUUCUCAUCAUGCCGUCUAGCCGUGACUGUACCAGCCCGUCGGGUGACGUAGGCUGUUGGGUUGUGGAUUGACGUCGCGAGUCUAUCAGCAUGAAGUCCGCACCGCUGUUAUCAGUUCAGGGCGACGGGCGCUAGUGCGGUUGUGAACUUUGACGGAAUCCCGUGAUAUAAAAUACAAAUAUUUCGCAAGCGUCCCUUCUCUUCUUGUGAAAGAAUCGAGGAAUUAACAAUUUACAUUUAAAGACUCAUUUUGGAAGUGUAAGAAGGGCAGUCCUUCACCAUGAUCCACAUGUAAAACGCCCUGCAUUCCUGAUACUUCCUCUGUGUAUAUUUCUGUCACUGAAGACAAUAUCGAUAUCCACAACAUCAUGGCAACUACUGAGAAUAACCGUCCCUGGCCCCCCGAGUACCACACACUCCCUAAAGUCCCAGUAAAGAGGUUGUGGCGAGGUAAUGGCACAGACGCUACGCCCAUCAAGAAACGCGUGAUGGCUGCUCUCAAUCUCUCCUGCAAAAAAAUUCCAGAAACCUCUCUCAGCUCUGGUGGUGCUAGUGGGUAUCAGGUUUCCAAGGCAACAAAUGGGAUGGAGGCCACUCCAGAUCUGAGUCCUGGUUUGAAGCACACUCUAGCGCAGUUCUCUCUCAGUAGCCAGUGUUCCCUUGGUGGUCCGGCUGCGUUCUCUGGUCAUCAUGGUCAGUAUAAAAUGGCACCUCCUUUGGCCCAAGGAGGUAUGGCGGGAGGGCCUCUUCUGGUCCCCCCUGACAGCUCCACAGACCUUGGCCUCUGCUGUCUGGAGGGCGAGACUAUCUCCUGCUUCUCGGUGGGAGGUGAACUGCGUCUUUGUCUGCCCCAACUGUUAAACACCGUUCUGCGAGACUUCUCCCUACAACAGAUCAAUCAAGUGUGCGAUCAGCUUUAUUUGUACUGUUCUCGCUGUGACGCAACACAACUCCAUGUCCUCAAAGUGCUGGGUGUCCUACCGCCAGGGACUCCAUCCUGCGGGCUCAUCACGCUAACCGAUGCCCAGCGCCUCUGUAACACGUUGCUCCAUCCAGGUGAAGAACCCUCUAGGAAUCCACACAAAGGUCACAGUUCUGGAGAGGAGGACGAGAGUGAGGAAGCUGGAGCAUUUUGGGUGGAACACCAAUGUCUGGGGAAAUGUCAAGGACUGUUUGUACCCCAGCUUUAUUCCAGUCAGGACGCGCCCUGCAUCCGCUGCUCCCUGUGCCGGAAACUGUUCUGCCCGGAGCGGUUUGUCAUGCACUCCCAUCGACAGCCCGACAAACGUACGUGUCACUGGGGCUUCGACUCAGCCAAGUGGGCCUGCUAUCUGCAGCUCGCACAGAGACACCUUGGAACCGCGGAUGAGGAGAAGCUGCAGCUAUCUCUGGAGGAUAUGAAGUUCCAGCAGGAGAAAAGGCAGUCACAUGUGGGAGUCUCUUCACCUGCUUUUGUGUUUGAUUCGCAUUUGCUUGCCAGUCUUAAGGAACACCCCAGUCACGCUGAUUUGAUGUGGCAAAGCUGGUACCAGUAUGUGCCUGAAAAACCGGCAGCUGGGUGUGUGUCUGGAAAGGAAAUGCGGACCCCAGGAGAAGACGCAUUGGGAGGCCCAUCCAAACAUGGAGACUCUCAGGAUGAUGCAAGUCAGGAUGGAGGCAACACUGACCGAAAGACACCCUCCUUUUCAGGACAGGAAAGAACAAGUCACACACCUGGCCAAACAGAUGACGGCAGUCCGGAUGAAUGGCAAAAACUGGAUAUGCCAGCUUGUAAGCGGUCUGCUGGUGUAAAUGCAGAACACAGUAAGGACGGCAUGGUAUUGGAACUCCUUCAGAUGUACAGCGCUCAGCAUGAGAAACUUCAGGCAACUCUACGCAAACAAAAACAACUUGAAAAGGAGCUACAGAUUCUGCAUCGGGGUGAAGUCAGUGACCGCCGUGACCUGCACGGGGAACUGGAGGCUGUGCAGAGCGAGCACGCUCAGAGGCUGGGCGAGGUCCAGCAGGAACAGAGGAAGCUGAAGUCCAGACUCGAUCAGCUGAGACAACAAGGCUGCAGAUGCAAAGAUGCGGUCGAUGAACCGCACCAGGAAACCAUCUAUGCCAAACAGUUAUCAGAGCUCCGCCGAAGGUUGGACCAUGCCGAAGAGGACCGCGAAGAGCUGCAGGAGGAGCUACGUAGGGAGAGGGAGGCCAGAGAGAGGCUGGAGCACACCAUCUCUGAACUCAAACAACAAAUGAAGGAGUCUGUACCCCCUGCUUCAAUGGACAGUCCACUGUCUUUAGCCUCUAACGACACACAUAUGUCGCCGACGCCUUAGCUUGACCAUUGCGUGACCUGACUUUUAAGGAAAUCAGAAUUUACUGGAAUUCCUAAAAUCCGCGAUCAAGAUUUGUUUAGGAACUGGAUGUUUUAAUUCCAGUUCUGUGAAACAAUUUCGGGCCAUCCUAAGUUGGGUUUAUUCAGUAAAUUGGUUGUGAAGAAAAUAAGAAUAACUAUCAGGUUGAACUGAGCUUUUUGGAACACGUGAAAAUAGAUUUGUGGCGUUUAUAGACAUUAUGCAAGCAUCUAACGCUGCAAGCAUACAAUCAACGCCAUCCAUUUAAGUUUAGCAGUGCUAGCACUACUGAUAGGAAAAGAAGAGAGAUUUUUUCUAAAAUUGGAAAUGUUGAAAAAUACAUCAAGUGAUAUAUUGUGUUAAAGGUAUUUAUUGUUUCUUGGAAAAUGUUAUGUGAAAAUUCAUGUCAGAUAAUGCAUAUUUAACAUUCUUUUUGUCUUAUAAGUUUAUAUUUUUAUGUGAGCAAUGCUUGAUAUGAAUGUAAAAUAUAUAAUGCAUGUGUACUUUAAAAGAUACGGAUACAUAUAACUGUUUACACUGUGGUAUGACUUUAACAGUUCAGAUACUGUAUAUAGCAGAUGUUUUCGAAGCCAUUUCCAGUGAAUGUUUUACCUCCUUUAAUGAGCAACAAAAUUCUCUUCUUUCUCUUUUAAAGGACAGAAACAAAGUAACAGACCCCUUUAAAUUGUAUGAAGCGAUUGUGCAAGUUUAACACGUGUUGCCACAUCAUACAGUUUAAGUACAGGAAAUAAUCUUAUCCUUGUACUUUACAUUCUAUAAAACGUCUAGACAAACAAGGUCUUUUUGUACUUUGCUCUGUGAUAUGGUAUUCUGAGCUUGAGAAAGAAAAUGACUUAUAGGUAAUUGUAUACUUUGCUGUAAUUGACAAUCAAUGUGUCUGUCUGUAAUAGCUUUCAUAUAAAAAACCUAAAUACGCUUAAUUUAAUAGUUACUACCUCAAAGGGACAAAUACAUACAAAUAUAUAAAACAAUACAGGUUGUGUUGUUAUGUAUAGGAGUGGAUGGAGAAAUCAGGUGUAUGACUGACAAAUACCUCUGUGCUGCUGCUGCUAUGUCUUUCCUUUUAUGGUUAUCUUCCUCUUUCUUUUUCCAGAUGACUUAAAGAUGCAUGUGAGAUUGCAGAAAUAUAUAAUAUACAAAUAUAUAUACAUAUAAUAUAUAAAAUACAAAUAUUCUGAGUAUUAUUCCCUAACCUUUAAGCCAAACGUAUUUCACAUUGUUAUGUUAUCACAUACAAAAUGAUUAUAUUUGCCAGUGCCAUUCUUUAUGUGUGUUGUAUGACUUUUGUCCUACCUCCUCAUGAUCAAGACCCACUAAGUUUUGUAUGUCAUUUUUUUCUUACAUUAGCUUAUGGGAAAUUAUAUACUAAUUUAUUAUUGGAGAAAACAAUAAAAAUGAUUAUAUAUGUUUGUUUAAUUAAA